AUUCCAGUGUUUAUACACUAUUAUUCCAGCAGUGUUUAUACUCUAUUAUUCCAGUGUUUAUACACUAUUAUUCCAGUGUUUAUACACUAUUAUUCCAGCAGUGUUUAUAAUCUAUUAUUCCAGUGUUUAUACACUAUUAUUCCAGUGUUUAUUCCAGUGUUUCUACACUAUUAUUCCAGUGGUGUGUUUAUACUCUAUUAUUCCAGUGUUUAUACACUAUUAUUCCAGUGUUUAUAUUCUAUUAUUCCAGUGUGUUUAUUUUCUAUUAUUCCAGUGUUUAUACUCUUUUAUUCCAGUGUUUAUACUCUAUCAUUCCAGUGUUUAUACUCUAUUAUUCCAGUGUGUUUAUUUUCUAUUAUUCCAGUGUUUAUUUUCUAUUAUUCCAGUGUUUAUACUCUAUUAUUCCAUUGUUUAUACUCUAUCAUUCCAGUGUUUAUACACUAUUAUUCCAGUGUUUAUACUGUAUUAUUCCAGUGUUUUUACUCUAUUAUUCCAGUGAUUAUACACUAUUAUUCCAGUGUUUCUACACUAUUAUUCCAGUGUUGUGUUUAUACUGUAUUAUUCCAGUGUUUAUACUCUAUUAUUCCAGUGAUUAUACACUAUUAUUCCAGUGUUUAUACACUAUUAUUCCAGUGUUUAUACUCUAUUAUUCCAGUGUUUAUAUUCUAUUAUUCAAGUGUUUAUACACUAUUAUUCCAUUGUUUAUACUCUAUCAUUCCAGUGUUUAUUCACUAUUAUUCCAGUGUUUAUACUCUAUUAUUCCAGUGUUUAUACUCUAUUAUCCCAGUGAUCAUAUACUAUUAUUCCAGUGGUUAUACACUAUUAUUCCAGUGUUUAUACACUAUUAUUCCAGCAGUGUUUAUACACUAUUAUUCCAGUGUUUAUACUCUAUUAUUUCAGUGUUAUUCCAGUGUGUAUACACUAUUAUUCCAGUGUUUAUUAUCUAAUAUUCCAGUGUUUAUACUCUGUUAUUCCAGUGUUUAUAAACUAUUAUUCCAGUGUUUAUACUCUAAUAUUCCAGUGUUUAUACUCUAUUAUUCCAGUGUUUAUAAACUAUUAUUCCAGUGUUGUGUUUAUACUCUAUUAUUCCAGUGUUUAUACACUAUUAUUCCAGUGUUUAUAUUCUAUUAUUCCAGUGUUUAUACUCUAUUAUUCCAGUGUUUAUACACUAUUAUUCCAUUGUUUAUACUCUAUCAUUCCAGUGUUUAUACACUAUUAUUCCAGUGUUUAUACUCUAUUAUUCCAGUGUUUUUACUCUAUUAUUCCAGUGAUUAUACACUAUUAUUCCAGUGUUUAUACACUAUUAUUCCAGUGAUUAUACACUAUUAUUCCAGUUUUUAUACACUAUUAUUCCAGCAGUGUUUAUACACUAUUAUUCCAGUGUUUAUACUCUAUUAUUCCAGUGUUAUUCCAGUGUUUAUACACUAUUAUUCCAGUGUUUAUACUGUAAUAUUCCAGUGUUUACACUCUAUUAUUCCAGUGUUUAUAAACUAUUAUUCCAGUGUUGUGUUUAUACUCUAUUAUUCCAGUGUUUAUACACUAUUAUUCCAGUGUUUAUACACUAUUAUUUCAGUGUUUAUACUCUAUUAUUCCAGUGUUUAUACACACUUUGCUUUCAAUUGUUUGUUCUGAGUGUUCCUAAUGAAAGUAACUCCAGGAUAACACUUCGAACGCACCAAAUUUUAAAAGUGUAAUUUUCAUUUUACUGCAUGGGAGAUAACCAUCAAACAGCCUUAUUGUUUUGAUUAUUAUUAUUGUUAUUAUUAUAAUGUCAUAUAUUGAGUUAAAGAGAUAAUUAAAUGUUGCUUAAAAUAUGAAUGUAAUAACUAAUUUUAUUAUUGUUGGUUUAUAGGAGUUUGUGUCAUUCAUCGACUCUUGGGUGGCAUUCCAUACUGUUAUCAUUUACGUCAACCAGUUUAGGUGCACAUUUGUCUCCCUUUAUAACUCUACAUCCUGGAGGUGGUUGAAAUACACCAGCGUUUA
Messenger RNA from Mytilus californianus (California mussel), 1983 nucleotides. RefSeq lists its product as uncharacterized. The record is from RefSeq and is a predicted model, not a curated record. Lineage: Eukaryota; Metazoa; Mollusca; Bivalvia; Mytilida; Mytilidae. The transcript has a single exon. The annotation marks the transcript as partial.